This is a messenger RNA of Aureobasidium subglaciale EXF-2481, 891 nucleotides long. RefSeq lists its product as uncharacterized. Lineage: Eukaryota; Fungi; Ascomycota; Dothideomycetes; Dothideales; Saccotheciaceae. The record is from RefSeq and is a predicted model, not a curated record. The coding region runs from base 1 to 891 and encodes 296 amino acids. The transcript is spliced from 3 exons. Gene Ontology annotation, molecular function: protein binding.
AUGUCGGUCGAGGACGCUGCCACUCCUGGCAAGCGACGUGUCAAGUCGACUGCUCACUCGCGAGUGGGGCGGUUUGCACCUUUCCCAGUUGAAGAAGGCAGCAUUUCCGCAUGUCGUCCUAUGUCCUCCUCGUCUGUUUUUCUCUUUGACAACCAGCUCCUCUCCGAUGUCAAGAUCAAGUUUGGCGGUCAUCAGCUCUUUGGUCACAAGGUGGUACUUGUGCGCAGAUCAAGGUACUUCCUCCGAGCCUUCACUGGCGCCUUUCCAGUCGCUUCCAGUAGCGAGAUCGACCUCGGCGAUGACGAAGACCCUGGAGCCAUCCGCGCCAUGAUUCGUCACAUCUACGAGCUCCCCUACGACAAGAUGCUCGAAGGAGACACUGCCGACGACACUGCCGCUUACAGCAUCAACGAGGACCUUCUCUUCCACAUCGUCGUCUUUACCGCUGCCGACAAGUACGACGUCGCGUCCUUCCGUCCUCUCGUCGUCAGUCAGUUUGAGGGUCUUGUGGAAACCAAUUGGGAGGGUGAAGAGUUCGCUACCAGUAUCCAAAAGCUUACUGGACCUUCUGCUGGUCACCUUGCCGACAAUACCCUGCAAGCUGCAGCCGCUGCCUUUUGUGCAAAGAAUCUCACCGAGCUCAUCAAGAAGGACGCCUUUGUCAAGAUGAUCCAGGAAGAGGAGCCUUUUACGGGCCGUUUGCUGGGAGGUUUCUUCAACGAACAUGCUUUAACGCCAUCUGAACUCGGCGUUCGCGUCAUGGCCUGUCCCCGCUGCACAAAUACAGUCCGUGCGAAUCUGCAGGAUCACUUCAAUACCUGUGUCGGCUGCCAUGACCGUUGUAGCCAAGACUACGGUAUGACUUCGAUCGGACUCAUCAAGCGUCUGUAG